Messenger RNA from Emiliania huxleyi CCMP1516, 869 nucleotides. RefSeq lists its product as hypothetical. Bases 36 to 335 code for a protein of 99 amino acids. Lineage: Eukaryota; Haptophyta; Isochrysidales; Noelaerhabdaceae. The record is from RefSeq and is a predicted model, not a curated record. The transcript has a single exon.
GCUUUCUGCCGAGACUCGCCCUUGCCUUGACGCCGAUGCAGCUCUCAGCACUCGCGCCAGUUUAUUUCCCGGUGAUCGUCGCAGCCGAUUCCGCCGAGGCCCACAUCAUCGACGACAUCGCCAGCGAAGUGCACGACAUGAUCGCGGAGUACGACUCGGAGAUGCUCAGCGAGGCGGAGCAGGCGGCGAGCUUGGAGCACGAUGAGGACUUGCCCGAGUACGAUCUCCCAGCCGCGGUCGGCGUGGCCCUGGACAAGGAGCAGCAGCUGCGUGACGCUCUGCACGCGCCUCCCUCGCCUCCCAAGGGCGACACCUCAGGCCGCCGUCGCCACUGAGCAACGCUCGGCCCACUACUGCCGCCCCUUGCCCCCUGGCUCUCCUGGGAGCAAAGAGCCGCUUAGCCUUGUACCAUCGCGAACAUGUAGCUGCAUUAGCUAGGACGCUUGAAAGUGCGUUCUCCAUUGCCACUGCCAUUGGCUCGCCGUGUGCAGAGGACGGUAUCGUUGAGGGUUGCUUCCUUGGCGCGCACUCCCAGUUACGAGUUAGCAUGUCUCUAGCAAGCACAUGUGUCAAGUGAGUUAAAGUACUUUCUUUGGGUGAGGUACAUCCCACAGCACCAGCCACCACGUAGAGCCGUACAGCCGAGGCAGCACCCUGGACCCUCACCCGCUUUCCCUGACUUCGCGGACUCGACCGGCCUGACCCGGCCCCCCAGCCGGCGGCGAGGCGACGGGAUGCGCGGCCGCUGCCGCGGCCGCCGCCGCAGCAGCAUUGGCCGCAGCUGCGGCUGCUGCAGCGGCCGUUGCCGCGGCUGCGGCUGAGGGCCGGGCUUUGCGCUCGAGCGGGGCUGCACGUGCACCUUCACUGGC